Molecule: messenger RNA, 489 nt
Organism: Anisakis simplex (herring worm)
Lineage: Eukaryota; Metazoa; Nematoda; Chromadorea; Rhabditida; Anisakidae
Source: the annotation of a GenBank genome assembly
GGACUGCGACUACAGUCGACUCGUCAGACUGCUCUAGCAAGUCGACGUGUUGCGGAACCAGGAACUGCGGACUCGGGCGCACUCGGAUCACGAUCGUCGCAACCAACGCCAGCAGCCACCAGUUCUGCCACAACCGACAGCGCCCGUCCACCGGGCCGCUCAAUGGCUGCCGCCGCUCGUCCAGUGCUAACGUCGUCGUCCUCAUCAGCCGCCGCCACAAGCACUAGCUGUGAAAUGAACGAUAGUGAGAUUGAGAUGACUACCGUACUCCCGUCUGGCAAGUUGCCAACAGAGACUGUUGGCAAGCAGCCAACGAGUCCUGAGCGGAAGCAAGCUGAAUCAGCGAUGGAGAUUGCCGACGACGACGCGGAGGAGGAGCAGCAGACAGUUGGAAUAGAGUCGCCGCCAGAUACGCUAAGAGAUCAGGACAGGACGCCGACGCCCGCCGAAGCGAUGAAGCCGCUCGAAGAGGUGAGCGGCGCAACUUGA